AUGCAAAAUUUUCUUGAGAAAUUUCACGCCGGUGGGCCCGACGCAGCUGUGGUUGCGUCUAGAUCGACUGCUCAACCUACAUUUUCGUUGGAUCAAGACUAUCAUGUACAAGUAACUAUAUAUCGCGAAGACGGAACCGAUGAUGCCGCACAAGUGAACACCAUCAAGAGAACAGCUCCUGCCGCCGAGAAUGACAACGACUCCGCAUCAAACAUCAAGUUCUUUACCGAGCUAUCUCCCAAUACGAGUGUAACGGUUAAUGGGCGUACUUAUGUCAACGACGCACCCACGCGCGCUCUGGAGAGGAAUCUAGACGUUGACACCGGGGAGGCGGAGUCGCCUUUUUACGUUGGCCCUCUUCAUCGCUAUAUCGUCAUUGAGGUACUGUCGCAGCCAAUGUUCUUCUUCCGGGGUAGAGAAGAUCUCGGCUUCACAGAUAAGAUUGCGGGGUAAUAGGCUGAUAUAUCUGGAGACAUUGUGACUUUACGUGACACGUGGUGACGCCGAAGGACCGGACGUAGAAAUGUCGGUGUUUUGCAUAUGUUAUGGGCCCCUCCCCUCUCUCAUACAAUAUAGAGCAAUGAUGUCAUCCCUGCUUUUUCUGGGUGCUCUCAUUGACCUGUGAUAGGUGGCGUGUGUGCCGCAGUGAAUAUACAUGUGUGGUGAC
Molecule: messenger RNA, 667 nt
Organism: Macroventuria anomochaeta
Lineage: Eukaryota; Fungi; Ascomycota; Dothideomycetes; Pleosporales; Didymellaceae
Exons: 2
Coding region: 1-453 (150 amino acids)
Source: RefSeq, a predicted model, not a curated record